Coffea eugenioides is the source of this 693-nucleotide messenger RNA. RefSeq lists its product as uncharacterized. The transcript has a single exon. The record is from RefSeq and is a predicted model, not a curated record. Lineage: Eukaryota; Viridiplantae; Streptophyta; Magnoliopsida; Gentianales; Rubiaceae. Bases 1 to 693 code for a protein of 230 amino acids.
AUGACAAAUAUCCUUGCUCGUUUAGUAGAGCAACAAGGUCAAGCCCCUGUGAAUCAACCUAGGGAUCCUAAAAUGGGACAAGAUAUAGCCCUAGAGGGAUUCCAAAAGUUUUCUCCUCCUAAGUUCCUAGGAGAACUGGACCCUGAGGUAGCGGAGAGAUGGUUAGAAACCAUGAUCAACAUAUUCGCCGCUUUAAACUAUGCAGAAGAAAGGCUGGUGCAAUUUGUUAUUUUUCAGUUUGAGGGUCCAGCCAGGGCUUGGUGGAAUGUAAUCAGAGCUAAAUGGGAGAGAGAGGAAACCGCAUGGACUUGGUUGAAUUUCGUGCGGGAGUUUAACAAAAAAUAUCUUCCACCGAUAGUCCAGGAGAAAAGGAAAGAUGAUUUUAUUAAGUUUCGUCAGGGAACCCUAAGUGUAUCUGAGUACGAGACUCAGUUCGCUAAACUAUCGAAGUUUGCUCCCGAAUUGAUAGUUACGGAGCAAAGGAGGGUUAGGAGGUUUGUACAGGGAAUCAAUGUGAAAAUACAGGAGGCCUUGGCGGCUGAGCAAAUUAAUACUUUCACUGAGGUUUUUGAGAAAGUCCAGAGGAUAGAAAUUGCUAGGGCAAAAGUAAAGGCUUUUCAUACAAAAAGGAGGGGUGCACCUGCUGGAGGUCAGGAGCAGUUAUAUGGUGAUCUAGGUAGGCCAACCUCUUAG